Penicillium chermesinum is the source of this 774-nucleotide messenger RNA. RefSeq lists its product as uncharacterized. The record is from RefSeq and is a predicted model, not a curated record. Bases 1 to 774 code for a protein of 257 amino acids. The transcript is spliced from 3 exons. Lineage: Eukaryota; Fungi; Ascomycota; Eurotiomycetes; Eurotiales; Aspergillaceae.
AUGAGGACAUUCGCUUUACUAUCCCUUUUGAACAUCGGUGUCCUUGCUCAUCCUUCGGGUCUUUGGUGGGGCACCGACACAUGCUACCCAAGUCCUGAAAAUACCGAUAACUCUUGUCUGGGGCCUCAGCAAUCUGGGUUUGACUGGUCCCAACUUGCCAAUGGUGACAACUGGAGCUUCGAAGGCUUCAAAUUUGACGGGUUCUCUGCUAGAGAUGUGUGUGGUGCUUCCGGGGGGAAAUGCAUUGCGGCGAAGCUUUCUCAGGACGACAGCUAUGCGGUGAAAGUGGAGGCAACUCAAGCCCCGUUUUCAGUUCAGAAGUUCCAUCUUUCCACAUCCCGUGACACUCUUUUGAUGCUGAACUAUGAGAUGGCAGAUGGAUCUUACUGUCAUCAAUUGGCUUCCAGCUCCCCCGAGGGGGUCGAUGUUGUCAAUCAACAAUGUGGCGGUGCUGUCUCGGUUGAAUUCACUCUUCCUGAGGAUAGCAAAUUCGGGGAAUGUGAUCUCAGUAUCCAUCAGAUGGACUUUGACUGUUCCAAGGGAACGAAGCCGCCUGGUCAUCUACCACCUCCACCUUCUCCAAGCCCGAGUAGCGCCCAAGAAGUACCUUCGGUUGUUCCUGAGAACAAGCCAAGUAUCACUUCGGAUGCAUGGACUGAACCAGAUAUCACUUCGGGUGCAUGGAUCGAACCAAGUAUCACUUCGAAAGCAUGGAAUAAACCAUCUUCCACGCCGAAGCUUCCACUGUGUGGAAAACGAUGGAGGUUACCGUGA